GACAACGUCACUGCUUUCUUUGGUUAUUUGUUGUCAACAAAAUUAAAGCACUUCCCGCUUUUGGUUUACUAAAAACAAAGAAAAACAAUCCAUGAUUUCGUAAUUUUCUACCAACCCCUCCCCCCGCUCAGUUUGUUAGCCGCACAGUGGCCUCCGCUGUUCUGGUACGUGCUGUUGCCCGCUUGAAGUAAGGGGCCAAUUUCAUCGCGACGCUUACCUAGAGCAGGCCGCGGAAAAACGCCGGUUCUGGCGUCUUGCGUCGCGAUGGAAUACAACAACACCUACAACAAACCGUACUGUGGCAUAUCGCAGCCGACCAUACCACCAGCAGCAGCAGCCGUCCCAGGCAGCUCCGGGUUCUUCCCGGCCAAUGACACCGCACCGUCACCGUUCCUUAAAGUGCCCAAUCCACCGUACAUCAAGCAGGAGACGGUCCCGGUGGGCGGAGAAUCGGUUAUUCCGGGUGGAACGGUAACACCGCCCGUCAACUACAGCCAGGAUCAUCAUCAUUAUGGCACGGCGGGGAGUUACGGCGAACCGGGCGAUGUGGAGAAACCUCCCCUGUUCUAUCGCAAAGCGUUUGACAUGCCGUACAUGGCGACACCGUACGUGCAGUCCCAUCUUGCGCAACAGUUUCCUCAACAUCUUCCCUCACAUCCUAACCAACUGCCGCCUCACCAGCACCAUGCAGUACACAGUCAGCCGGUUCCUCAUUUCCAACACCAACAGCAGCAGCAGCUCCUCCACCACCACCAGCAGCCACUUGCGCCACUACCUACGAUCGUGCCAUCCGAUAUGCAUUCACCACAGCAACUUGGACCGGAGCAGUUACAGCGAGCCCAGCCACAGCAACAGCACCAACAGCAACAGCAUCCGUCGAGCUUCCACGACUACUUUGACCACCUGGAUCCUUCCUCCCUGGAACCGUAUGCGUACGUGCUUCAAAAGCCUGCCCCGCCGGUUCCACCGAUCCAGCCCAGUGAAACUGGUUCCCCGCUGCCUGCCUCAUACCCGACCGCCUCGCCAGUUGCUCCACCAGCAGCAACACCUUCCCCGUACACCCCGCUGUGUGAGCCGCCGGACAGCAGCAAGGUACGCUUCAAGUGUGAAACCUGUCCGAAAUCGUUCGACACGAAGCAGAAGCUGGAAAAGCACAACCGCACCCACCAGCCGAACGGUGGUGCGGCCGGGCUCGAGUUUAAAUGCCGCAUGUGCGACAAAACGUUCCGCACGAAGAGUACGCUCAUCUGCCACGAGAAGGUGCACGGCGAGAGUGGCCUAGGCAGCAGCUGCUCCUGCGUCGAGUGCGGCAAGGUGUUUGCGACGGAGGAAAAGCUACAGGUGCACCGGCGGCUGCACACGGGCGAAAAACCGUACCAGUGCAAGGUGUGCCUGAAGUGCUUCAACCACCAAUCGAACCUGAUCGUGCACGCGCGCAUCCACGACAAGGUGAAGCAGGCGCUCAAGUGUGCCCGGUGCAGCAAGGUGCUGGACAGCGAGGAGCGGCUCGCCGUCCAUAUGCGGCUGCACACGGGCGAAAAGCCGUACAAGUGUUCGUACUGCGACAAGCGCUUCAAUCACAAGAGCACGGUCAGCACGCACGAGAAGGCGGCCCACAUUGCGGCCAACUCGUACCGGUGUGGCCGCUGCCACAAGACGUUCAACCAGAAGUGCCAGCUGCAGUACCACGAGAAGCUGCAGGAGGAGCACACGAUCGCGUGCGAGCACUGCGAGAAGGUGUUUUGCUACAAGGCGAGCCACAAGGAGCACCUGUUUAAGGUGCACUUUCCGCGGCCGAAAAAGAAAACGCAGCGGAAGGGAGGCAGUCUGCGGGAGGGAGAUGAACAGCAGCAGCAGGAAUCGGGCACUGGCGGUGCAAUGGCUGGGAGCAACGAAGGGGGUAAUCAGGGCCGCAACAAGUUCAAAUGUACCGUGUGCGAUCGUCGGUUUUACUACGAGCGGGCGCUCGAGAUGCAUAUGGGCGUGCACGAUGCAUCGCUGGACGUGAACGUGCUGUACUUUUCCUGCGACUACUGUCCGGAAACGUUCACCGAGGAGGAGACGCUGCAGCAGCACGAGGCCCGCCACGUGGCCGACGGGACGACCGAUUUCCGCGCAAACAUGAAACGGGCCGAGGAAGGGGGAAACGCCACCACCGGGCACAGGUGUCCGCUGUGCUUUAAGCAGUUUGAGGAUGAACCGUCCUUACGCGAACAUCACCGUUCGCACCUGUGCCCAUUUCCCGACUGUGCGCGGUGCGACCCAGUACGGCGCGAUGAUGCGUUCGACCUGACGCGCAGUACGUACGAUCCGGCGGACGAUACGCAACCAACGGUGUGUAACGUGUGCCAUCGCGUACUGCCAACGUUCGAGGCGUACCAGAACCACUUCCACUACCAUACGUCGCGCGUCCCGUUCUACUGCUACCACUGCCGGGAGGAGUUUAACGACAAGCGGGAGCUGUACAACCACACGCGGACGCAUGCGCCUCGCGCACCGGAAUCGUACACGUGCGAGGUGUGCGCGAAGGUGUUCUCGACCAAGGGGAACUUUAAGCGGCAUCUGAAAUCUCACGAAGCGGUCCGGGCGUUCGCGUGCGAUCGCUGCUCGAAGCAGUACGACUACAAGAGUGCGCUCGAGGUGCAUCUGAAGCGUUCGCACGGUAUUGAGCUGUGAUGCCGAGGUGUAACGACGGGUGUGAGAAGAUUGUGUCUUCCUGUUUCGACAAAGUGAAACCAGAAGGGGGAGGAGGGGAAAAGGAAUUAAUAUUUUGCCUGAUUGCGAUUGAUCGAUGACGGAGGGGCGUUUAUUAUUAUUAUUAUUAUUAUUAUUAUUAUUAUUAUUUUAAUAAAACCGGCGCUUCAUCCUCCCGACCGGGGACGGACAAUA
Anopheles arabiensis is the source of this 2889-nucleotide messenger RNA. RefSeq names its product zinc finger protein 250-like. Bases 265 to 2676 code for a protein of 803 amino acids. The transcript has 2 exons. Gene Ontology annotation, molecular function: RNA polymerase II cis-regulatory region sequence-specific DNA binding; DNA-binding transcription factor activity. Lineage: Eukaryota; Metazoa; Arthropoda; Insecta; Diptera; Culicidae. The record is from RefSeq and is a predicted model, not a curated record. Gene Ontology annotation, biological process: regulation of transcription by RNA polymerase II.